AGGGCGGUGGGUGGGUGAGAGCGCGGGGGGUCUGUGCGGGCCGCCGCCAUGCGGGAGCGGAGGCCGGCACCGGCCGCGCCGGUCAGGUGCAAGCUGGUGCUGGUGGGCGACGUGCAGUGCGGCAAGACGGCCAUGCUGCAGGUGCUGGCCAAGGAUUGCUACCCCGAGACGUACGUGCCCACCGUGUUUGAGAACUACACGGCGUGUCUGGCCAGCGAGGAGCAGCGGGUGGAACUGAGCCUCUGGGACACCUCCGGCUCUCCCUACUAUGACAACGUGCGUCCCCUGUGCUACAGCGACUCGGACGCCGUCCUGCUCUGCUUCGACGUCAGCCGCCCCGAGACCCUCGACAGCGCAGCCAAGAAGUGGAAGACAGAAAUCUUGGAUUAUUGUCCCAACACACGGGUGCUGCUCAUCGGGUGCAAGACAGACCUUCGGACAGACCUGAGCACCCUCCUGGAGCUCUCGCACCAGAAACAGGCGCCCAUCUCCUACGAGCAGGGCUGUGCAGCUGCCAGGCAGCUGGGAGCCGAGGGAUACCUGGAAUGCUCGGCCUUCACCUCGGAAAAGAGCGUCCACAGCAUCUUCCGGACCGUGUCCGGCAUCUGUCUGAGCAAAGCCCCCCCGCAGCCCCCCCGCAGCCCCCCCCGCAGCCUCUCCAAGAGACUCCUGCACCUUCCCAGCCGCUCCGAGCUCAUCUCCUCCACCUUCAAGAAGGAAAAAGCGAAAAGCUGCUCCGUCAUGUGAAGGGGGGACGGGAAUGACCCCGCACACACCUUUGGGCCCCCCCCCCAAGCCCCCGGAAUGGGGUGGGGGGGCUGGACAGGGCCCUGGAGCCCCCCCCCCAACGGAGGAUGGGGGGCUGCUGCC
This is a messenger RNA of Pseudopodoces humilis (Tibetan ground-tit), 870 nucleotides long. It is a transcript of the gene RND1, whose product is annotated as Rho family GTPase 1. The record is from RefSeq and is a predicted model, not a curated record. Lineage: Eukaryota; Metazoa; Chordata; Aves; Passeriformes; Paridae. Gene Ontology annotation, biological process: small GTPase-mediated signal transduction. Gene Ontology annotation, molecular function: GTP binding; GTPase activity.